AUGUCAUAUGAGGAUAUAGAACAAAUUACUUCUGCUGUUACUACCAUCAGUACUCUUUCAACUGUUCCUGCUAUUACUACUACAACUAUUGCUAUUAGUAAUACUACUACUACUACUACUACUACUAUCAACGGUCCAACCAUUACUUUUAGUCAGUCGCCUGCUCCGCACGAGGGGAUGGAAGAAGAUUCCAUUAAUAGUAAUGAAGGAGAUCUUGCAGAAGAAGAUCAUGAAGAAGAGGAUGUCACUGAAGAAGCAGGUGUAUCUGAGCAUUCUCGAUCUGCGAAACGAAAAAAAGGGUCCAAAAAAGGACGUUCAAAAAAGAAAAGAGAAGGUAUUAUUGACUCGAAUGCCAACCCGAAUGAAAUUUGCUCAAUGCUUGGCUUGGUUGAUGUUCCAAACAAUUUUACAGAAGAUGACAUCAGUGCCAUAACAUCAGCCAAGGCAUUCGCAUUUCGAGUCAGACCUCAAUUGCAAGCAGCAAAUCCUAAAGCACUUUUUUCAAAACUGCAACAGUUAAUACAAGCAAAAUAUAGAGAGUUUCAGGAAGAAAUGGUUGCUCAGGGAAGACCCAUUGGUUCUGCUAAGAAAUUACGCUCAUUAGCAGCUAGUGGAGAUAAAGUUGUUGCACCUAUCAAAAUUCGAAUAAGUGCCCGCAAAAAACGGCGUAAUGAUGAUGAAGAUGAUGAUACCAAUCAAGAUAGUGAUCAAGAAUUUGAGCACUUAUUAAAAGAACAUGAAAAGCAACUUGAUGAGGAGGAGCGUGAAAAAGAGGAACGUCGAGCAGCUCGAGCUCGAUCUGCUAAGAAAAAAGGAAAGAAAAAGAAAGGCGAGGAUGGAUAUGAGAGAACCGACACUAACGGUAGCUCAUUGCAGACGGAUCAUCAAGAUUACUGUGAAGUUUGUCAACAAGGUGGGGAAAUAAUAUUGUGUGAUACAUGUCCGAAAGCUUACCACCUGGUUUGCUUAGAUCCGGACAUGGAAGAACCUCCGGAGGGGCGAUGGUCUUGUCCUACUUGUGAGAGUGCAGGUGCAACUAGAGAAGAUGAAGAAGAAAAAAAAAUAGCAACGAAUAUGGAGUACUGUCGUACUUGCAAGGAAGGAGGUUGGUUACUGUGUUGUGACACUUGUCCAAGUUCAUAUCAUGCAUAUUGCUUGAACCCUCCAUUGACUGGAAUACCAGAAGGUGACUGGUCAUGUCCACGUUGUGUAUGUCCAGAACCAAAAAAUCGUCCUGAAAAAUGCCUCUCUUGGCGAUGGGUGGAGAUUCCUUAUCCACAGCCGAUGACAGAAGAAGAAAUGAAAGAGUUAGAAAAUCAAGAAAGUGGGCGCAAAAUCGCUUUAAAACCUCCUAAACAACUUCCAAACCGCCGAGAACGUGAACUUUUCAUCAAGUGGAAAUAUAUGAGUUACUGGCAUUGUGAGUGGAUAAAUGAAUUAGUUCUAGAUGUGCACUUCACACAGUUCCUUCGCAUGUACUGGCGAAAAAUGGAUCCAGACACACCUCCUGAAAUAGACGAUGGAAGUCAAGAAGAUUUGCAGACUUGUAAGAUUGAAAAGAAGGAAGAAGAGCAAGAUCCACAUAACCUGGAAGAACGAUUUUACCGCUACGGUAUAAAACCGGAGUGGAUGCAAGUACAGCGCAUCAUCAAUCAUGUGCAGUAUGGCAAAACACAAUUCGAUUAUUUGGUCAAAUGGAGGGAACUAGUUUAUGAACAGGCUACAUGGGAGCGUGACGAUUUUGAAAUUAUGGGUUAUGAAGACGCUAUCAUAAAAUAUUGGAGUCAUAGGCAGCGUAUGAAUGGCGAUGCUGUUCCAAAGCAUGUAGCUAAAAGGAUAGCUGCGAGGAAAGUUGAAGAAUGUAAAGUAAAAGAGGAAGAAGAAGACGACGAUGGCAAAAAAAAGAAAAAGAAAGAACCGAAAACAGAUCUUCGAAAAAAAUAUGAAACACAACCGGAUUUCAUCACCGAAACAGGUGGAAAGUUGCAUGAUUAUCAAUUAGAAGGUAUCAACUGGUUAAGGCACUGUUGGUCACAAGGAACAGAUGCGAUUUUGGCGGACGAGAUGGGUCUUGGGAAAACCAUUCAGUCAAUGGUGUUCCUGUACUCAUUAGUCAAAGAGGGUCAUACACGCGGUCCAUUUCUGGUUGCAGCACCACUUUCAACUUUAAUUAACUGGGAGCGGGAGGCUGAAUUUUGGUGUCCAGAUUUCUAUGUUGUGACUUAUGUGGGCGACAAAGACAGUCGUACUGUAAUUAGGGAGCACGAAUUCUCAUUUAUUGAGGGUGCUGUGCGUGGGGGCACAAAACCUUCUCGUUUGAAAACUGAUCAGGGGAUCAAGUUUCAUGUGUUGCUUACUUCAUAUGAGCUGAUUAAUAUCGACAAGUCCAUUUUAUCAUCAAUUGAAUGGGCUGGCUUAGUCGUCGACGAAGCACAUCGUCUAAAAAAUAAUCAGUCGUUAUUUUUCCGCACUCUGCGUGAUUUUCGAAUUAAUUAUCGUUUACUUCUCACGGGCACUCCAUUGCAGAAUAAUUUAGAAGAGCUAUUUCAUUUGUUGAACUUUCUAUCGCCUGAUAGAUUUUACGAUAUGGAUUCAUUUACUCACGAAUUUGCUGAAAUUUCGAAGGAAGACCAAAUUCAAAAAUUGCAUUCAUUAUUAGGCCCUCAUAUGUUACGUCGUUUGAAAGCUGAUGUAUUGUCAGGCAUGCCGUCUAAAAGUGAACUCAUUGUUCGUGUCGAGCUUUCUCCCAUGCAGAAGAAAUAUUACAAAAAUAUUUUAACACGGAAUUUCGAAGCAUUAAGUCCUAAAGGAGGUGGCUCACAAAUUUCACUCAUCAAUAUCAUCAUGGAUCUUAAAAAAUGUUGCAACCAUCCUUACCUAUUUCCAAAAGCUAGCAUUGAAGCACCAAAACUAAAGAAUGGAAUUUACGAGGGUACUGCACUGGUGAAAGCAUCCGGAAAGUUUAUAUUGCUGCAGAAAAUGCUCAAAAAAUUAAAGGAACAAGGACAUCGAGUACUUAUCUUUUCUCAAAUGACAAAAAUGCUGGAUAUCAUGGAAGAUUUUUGUGAAAAUGAAGGUUAUAAAUAUGAACGUAUCGAUGGCUCAAUCACUGGACAGGCACGGCAGGAUGCAAUUGAUCGGUUCAAUGCUUCAAAUGCUCAGCAGUUUGUUUUCUUACUGUCUACGAGAGCUGGUGGUCUUGGGAUUAAUUUAGCCACUGCAGACACCGUUAUCAUCUAUGACUCGGACUGGAAUCCACACAAUGAUAUUCAAGCUUUUAGCAGAGCUCACCGUAUUGGACAGCAAAAAAAAGUUUUAAUUUAUCGGUUUGUUACUCGUAGUUCAGUUGAGGAAAGAAUCACAUCAGUCGCGAAAAAAAAAAUGCUACUAACUCAUCUUGUUGUUCGUGCUGGAAUUGGACAGAAAGGACCUUCAAUGAGUAAGAGCGAAUUAGAUGAAGUAUUGCGUUGGGGAACCGAAGAACUUUUCAAGGAAGAUGAAACAACGACUUCUGAGGGUGAGCAAGGUGAAAAGAAAGCAAGUGAGCAAGAAAUUAUUUGGGAUGAUGAGGCAGUCGAUGCGUUGUUAGAUCGAUCUGCUGAUGAUCCGAAAGAAAAAUCGGGCGAGAAAAAAGAACACUGGAGUAACGAAUAUCUCUCUUCUUUUAAAGUUGCACAGUAUACUACUCGAGAAGCUGACGAAGAAGAGGUAGAAGAUGAAGACAAGACUGAAGUGAUUAAAGAGGCUGCACAGGAAGCGGAUCCUGAUUACUGGGAAAAGCUCCUUCGUCAUCAUUAUGAACAGGAGCAAGAAACACAGGCACAAAAACUCGGUAAAGGAAAACGUGUUAGAAAGCAGGUCAAUUACGCAUCAGAAAAUAUGCAGCAAGACUGGCAACAGAUGCAUCCAAACAAUGACGAUUUUUCGUCUUCGUAUAGCGGUGAUAGUGGUCGUUCGGACGGAGAAGGAGAAGAUGAUGAAUUCGACAGCAGUCAGCUAGGAAGGAAACGUCAUCGGGAUCGUGGUGAUGAGAAAUUGCCUCCGCUCCUAGCACGCGUGAAUGGGCAGUUAGAGGUUUUGGGUUUUAAUCCCCGACAACGACGAGCAUUUUAUAAUGCCGUUAUGCGGUGGGGCAUGCCUCCACAGGAUACUUAUCAUUCACAGUGGCUCGUGAGGGACUUAAAAGGUAAAUCAGAACGUGCAUUCAAAGCUUAUACUUCGCUAUUCAUGCGACAUUUGUGUGAGCCUGGAGCAGAUUCUCAAGAAUCAUUCAAUGAUGGUGUACCUCGUGAAGGUUUAAAUCGACAGCAUGUUCUAACUCGAAUUGGAAUAAUGUCCUUGAUUAGAAAGAAAGUGCAGGAGUUCGAAUUGACUAAUGGUGAGUGGUCAAUGCCCGAAGUGAGACUGCUAUCAUCGCAAGCUGUUGAGAGUGAAAAGGAAGGUUCAGUGAGUAAAGCUGGUUCAAAAGCAUCGAGCAGAAGUAAUACACCAUCCCUUAAAGAUUGCGUAUCAGGAGAAAGUAUCGAAAGCAAAUUUUGUCCCCAUUGUUGUGGUGAUACAAAAUAUUUACAGUUGGAUUUGAAAAGUGAUAAAGAAACUGGAACGAUUAAAAAAGUGGUGGAUGCUAUUGCCAGACCGAGAAGCGCUCGACCACCAGUAAAAUUUAAUAUUGCUGAUGGUGGUUUCACUGAAUUACAUACACUUUGGUUGAAUGAGGAAAAGGCAGCUGUUCCUGGAAAGGAGUAUGAGAUAUGGCACCGUCGCCAUGAUUACUGGCUUUUAUCCGGAAUCGUGUCAUAUGGUUAUGGACGGUACCAAGAUUUACAGAAUGAUUCACAUUUUGCCAUUGUAAAUGAACCGUUUCGUACCGAACAGGGGAAAGGAAAUUUUCUAGAAAUAAAGAAUAAAUUCUUGCAACGGCGCUUCAAACUGCUCGAACAGGCUCUAGUUAUCGAGGAGCAGUUAAGGCGAGCGGCUUAUUUAAACUUAACUCACUCAAAUACAGAUGGCACACAGCAGUUGAGUGAACGCUUUGCAGAUAUUGAAUGUUUAUUAGAAAGCCAUGUACACUUAUCAAGAGAUGGAUUACUGGGUAAUAAGAAUGCAAACACUGUAUUACAUAAGGUGCUUAACCAGUUGGAGGAACUUUUAUCUGAUAUGAAAGGAGAUGUAUCAAGAUUACCAGCUACCUUAUCUCGUUUACGUCCCGUAACGGAGCGCUUGGGGAUGACUGAGCGAUCUAUACUGAAUCGAUUAACAACACGAGAUCCUGAAGCAAGGUCAGGAAGAAGUCCAUUACCUCCUCCUGGUCCUUUUGUUACUCCUACUCUUGGCCAGAACCUCACUGGAAUACAACCGAAGUUCGCUGUAUUAUUCAAGAAAUCACAUAAGCAUACAAGGAUUUUUGAGAAGUCGAAACAACAAUUAGAGUUUAAAGAGAAGGGGCACAAAGAAAGAGAAACCAGUGAUGAAACUGAUGAAGCAUUUGAAAAACAAGUUGCAAAAAUCGAAGUUAUAGAAGAUAAAGAGCGUGAAAAAGAAAGGAAUGGAGAAACGGAAGAAGAGCCAGUGGAUUGUACGAUAUCUAGCAGUAAAUCCGGUGAUCUUAUGUCUGAACUUAGUGAAAAAGUAGGGUAUACAGCAGUAAAUGAACCAGACCAUAAAAUCCUUUCUUCUACCGAACCUAUGGAAGUUUGA
This is a messenger RNA of Thelazia callipaeda (thelaziosis nematode), 5697 nucleotides long. The record is from the annotation of a GenBank genome assembly. Lineage: Eukaryota; Metazoa; Nematoda; Chromadorea; Rhabditida; Thelaziidae.